UCACCGAUAGCUUGCUUAUUGUCAUCACCAUCGCAGACGAGUAGCAUUCAUUAUCUUCUUUUUUGUUUUCGUUAAUAAAAAAAAUACAAAUUUUCUGUGUGCGUGUGAAAAACAGAAAAUCGCGACUAGAAUGACUCAAGCCGCAAUCGGUGGGAAUAAUUAGUGUUAAGAUUUACUUCGAACACGGAAAAACAUAGAAAUUAACACGCAGUGUGCGACGAAAACGAAAUAAAUUAGACGUGUGUAUCGUCACACACACGGGUCCGAAACACAAAAAAAAGAAAAAAAAAUAAAACAAAAACGACACAAACAACGACUAGACACCCAAGAAGUGUAGUGAAGUGAAGAAGAUGUCACAUCUACCAACACCUUUGUAUGGAUUCGCAAUAUUUUUCUUGAUUUUUUGGUGUGGAACCUGGUGUGUGCAUCUGAUAGCGAUAUGCUAUGGUAAAUUCAAACUGCACAAGAAAUCGUGUAAAUGCCCCAGCGAGACGCCGUUGCCGGGUGUGUCCAUACUCAAACCGCUGAUGGGUGUCGACCCGAAUUUAGAGCACAAUCUAGAAACAUUUUUCACCAUGGAUUAUCCGGUGUACGAGCUGUUGUUUUGCGUGGAGGAUAAAUGCGAUCCCGCGGUGAAGAUUGUGGAGGGACUGAUUGACAAAUAUCCACUAGUGGAUGCCCGUUUGUUUUUGGGCGGUUCAAAUGUGGGUGUGAAUCCGAAAAUAAACAACAUGAAUCCUGCCUAUGAGGCGGCAAAAUAUGAGUUCGUUAUGAUCUCGGAUAGUGGAAUUAAAAUGCGUAAUGAUACAUUGCUGGAUAUGGUAUAUCAUAUGGGCGAGAAAUAUGCCCUGGUGCAUCAAAUGCCGUUUACAUGCGAUCGCGAGGGCUUUGCGGCCACCUUUGAAAAGGUGUUCUUUGGUACGGUGCAAUCGAGAAUAUACUUGUCGGCGGAUUUUUUGGGCAUCAAUUGCCAUACGGGCAUGUCAUGCUUGCUGAGAAAGUCGGUGAUCGAUAGCCUGGGAGGGCUAAAAACAUUUGGCUGUUAUUUAGCUGAGGAUUUUUUCAUUGCCAAAGCCAUUACCGAACAGGGCUGGAAAAUGCGUAUCAGCAAUCAACCGGCCUUGCAGAAUUGCGGUACAUGUGAUAUUAGUACAUUUCAGCAAAGACUUAUACGUUGGGCCAAAUUGCGGGUGGCCAUGGUGCCGACAACGAUAUUGCUGGAACCGCUGUCGGAGUGCAUGGUCUUGGGUGCAUUGGCUGCCUGGUCGGCGACAAUUGUUUUCAAAUGGGAUCCCUUGGUGUUCUAUUUGGUGCACAUACUCACAUGGUUUCUGUCCGAUUGGCUGCUGCUGUCCAUCGUGCAAAAUGGUUCACUGACCUUUCAUAAAUUUGAAUUUGUCAUCGGUUGGCUGUUUCGUGAAUUGAGUGGGCCAUAUUUGUUUCUGCAUGCCCUGUGGAAUCCAGCGAUUAGAUGGCGUACACGCACCUACAAAUUAAGAUGGGGCGGAAUAGCCUAUGAACUGCCGGAUAAUUGCUGUAGUAGUAGUGGUAGUUGUAAAUGCAGUAGUAGUAUUAUUAGCUCGGCUAGCAGCAGCAGCACCUUCCAAACAAAUCUCAGUAGCAAACGUCUAUUGAUUUCAUCGUAGCAUAAGAUUCUCAUGUAUUAUUUAGCAUCAUCAGCAGCAAUCUGAUUUUACAUACCUCGGGAGUAUAGAAAAAGAAGGGGUAUGUAAUGGAAAAUAGCAACAACAAACAACAAUAACAUGAACAUUAUCAUCAUCAGCGUUAUUAACAUCAUCAUCAUCAACAACAACACAGACGAAUUAGCAUUUUUCUUGUCAUCACCACCAUCAACGAUGCCUGGCAUCAAUAACUCAUUCAUUUGUAUUUGUUUUCGGAUUAUUUUUCUUUUGUUUUUGUUUUUAUUGUAAAUUAAUUUCUUUUUUGUUAGUUCGAAUUGUUGUUUUUGUUUAUAUACAUACAUAUAUAUAUAAUAUUUCCUAGCACACAGAUUCCCUUUUGUUUUCCGUGUUCUUAGUAUAUAAAAAAAAACAUAAUUUAUUUUCUCUCCCUCUCUAUCUCUCUCUCUUUUGUGUAGUUUAUUUUAAAGGUUUUUCUAUCUAAAUAUUUUCUAUAUUAGCAAUUAAACAAAAUAUAUAUUAAUAAUAUAUGUUAUUUUAUAAGAUCUAUUUAUAUAAGAGUAGUUAAGAAACGAAACGAGAAAUUAAAAGAUAACAAUAAUAAUAAAUACCGAGAUAUAAAAAAACAUUCGAAAUUAUCAAAAAAAUAAUAAAAUACGAAAUCAAUUUAAUGAGGAGGGGGUUUGUAGUGGAAUAUAAAAUUGCAAAAUAGGAAAACAAAAAUUUCAAUUUCAUGACCAAAUUAUAUGGAUUCCAUCUGUACUCUUGACGGCAACAAGAUUCCAUGACAACCCCAAAAACAAAAUUUAGAAUUAAGGUAUUGUAAUGGGAUCUAAUUGCCAAGCAAAAUUAUAAAAUAAAAAAUUCCCAUUUGAUGCUCAAACAAUUCAUAUUCCAUUUGAAAAGCCGCUGUUAAAACAUAUGAUUCCAUAACAAUGUUGAAACCAAAAUUAGCAUUAGAGGUUUGCCAAGGGAAUCUUAUUGCCAAAUAGAUUUUAAAAAAAUAUACUCUGUUUUUAAUUGCUACUUGAUCUAAUGAAUCUUAUUCCAUUUGGCAAUAAGAUUCCAAACAACAAACUUGAAACAAUAAAUUUAUGUACACAUCAAAAGGAUAAACUUCAAAAAAAAAAACGAAUAAUUUCAACACUCCUAUUUCCAUUUAUUAUUAGCUAUAAUCUGAAACUGAAAGCAAAUCAUGAAAUUAGAAUUGAAAGGGGGUAAAUAUAGAAAACAUAACACAAAAAUCCUAUAAAAUCAAGUAUUUUUGUUUGUUUUUAUUUUAUUAUUAUUAUUUUUUUUUUAAUUUAUACCCUUUGGCUAAUAACUACCAAAAAAAAAAAAGGAAAUCAAUUGAAAUUAAAUCAAGUUAUCUGUUUUUUAGACCUAGAACUUGUUGAAUUUUUUGUAGAUAUCUUCAUAAAAUAAUUAAUAAUAAUAACAACAAUAAUAAUAAUAAUAAUAAUUUUUUAGUAAUAAUAAAUUAUACUUUUAGCUCAGAUAUUCCAAAAAAAAAAAAGAAAAAAGAAGAAUGAAAUGUUUUUUUUUAAUGCUUUAGUUUAAGAUAUGGUUUUUUGCUACUAGAAUUACACCCAGAGAUAAUACAAACAAUGACUUAUCUAUCCAAAAACCAAUAUAAUGAAAUUACAAAAAACAAACAAAGAAAUAAAUAAACUAAAUUUAUUACAAAGAAAUACUCAUUAUGUAAAGAUCAAAUACACCCGUGGAGAAUGUUAAAUGAAUGGUAAAACAAUAACUUUGAACAAAACAACAAUAAA
Messenger RNA from Musca domestica (house fly), 3415 nucleotides. RefSeq names its product ceramide glucosyltransferase (gene GlcT). The transcript has a single exon. The record is from RefSeq and is a predicted model, not a curated record. Gene Ontology annotation, molecular function: ceramide glucosyltransferase activity. NCBI's taxonomy places the organism in Eukaryota, Metazoa, Arthropoda, Insecta, Diptera, Muscidae. Gene Ontology annotation, cellular component: membrane. The coding region runs from base 351 to 1646 and encodes 431 amino acids. Gene Ontology annotation, biological process: glucosylceramide biosynthetic process.